AUGUCAUUGUUCUAUAACGCCCUGAUGUUCAGAAAUGGCAAAUUCCCACUGGUCUAUGUGACGUAUUUAACGCUUGGCGUGACGCUGCCAUUCAUUUUACCUGCCCACAUAACACAAAAGACGAUAAAUAACACGUCGACGCUUGGAGUGAAGGGAAGAAGCAAUCCAAGAUGUUUAUUCGCCCGACUUAUCUGA
Zygotorulaspora mrakii is the source of this 195-nucleotide messenger RNA. RefSeq names its product Min7p (gene MIN7). Lineage: Eukaryota; Fungi; Ascomycota; Saccharomycetes; Saccharomycetales; Saccharomycetaceae. The transcript has a single exon. The record is from RefSeq and is a predicted model, not a curated record. Bases 1 to 195 code for a protein of 64 amino acids.